GGCUGGGCCUUGGCAUCCUUUCAACCUGUCAUCUGAGCCAAAGCCUAGAAAUACUGCCGGAAUAGCCUGACUGGUUCAGCGUGCAAGAGGAAGCAAGCAUGCAGGUGCUCACCAAGCGCUACCCCAAGAACUGCCUGCUGACUGUCAUGGACAGGUACGCGGCCGUGGUACGCAACAUGGAGCAGGUGGUGAUGAUCCCCAGCCUCCUGCAGGAUGUGCAGCUGACUGAGCCUGGGAAGCAGGCUGAGGGCGCUGAUCUCUACACCUACUUCACCAUGCUCAAGACCAUCCGUGUGGAAGUGGACCACGGGCUGCUGCCGAGGCAAGAGUGGCAGGCCAAGGCAGCAGGCCAAGCCGAGGAAGCCGAGGACGAUGAAGCCGUCGACACAGAGGAGGAGAGGAUCUCCAGAGAGCUGGACCUGGAAGCCCAGGUCCAUCUGCACUUCUCCAGCCUCCACCACAUCUUUACCCACCUCACCCUGAAAGCCCAGGAGGUGAUGAGGAAAUACCAAGAAAUAACAGGACAGAUUCUGUAGGCUCAAGCUCUGAGGAAGGAGAGGCAGCCUCUGGGAUGAAGACUCACAGCAGCUGUCAGCCCUGAUAGCACAAAGGUCUCAACCUGUAGCUGGAAGUGCAGGCAACCUGUGGCCCAGGAUGCUCCCUACUUCUCUGAGCUUGUUUGCAGACUCCAGUCACUGGCUAACCUUAGGAUGUUUGUCGCUACUUAGUUCAUUUCCUUCUUGUUAGCAACGUGGGGACCAGUGAUUCAUGAGCAUUGCCUGUCCAGAGUGGUAUCGCAGAAUGAGCAGAAGUGUUAGCACACAACCAGUGUUCACACCCCUCCUUUGGUGUCAUCCUGUGUGCCUUCAAUCACCCACGAGGGCCUAAAUUCCUUCACAUACAAAUUGGGGAGUCUGAAGUCUAUCUUACAAGGUUGUAGAAAUGAAACAAGACAAUAAAAAGAACCUGGCAUGUGAGAA
Molecule: messenger RNA, 980 nt
Organism: Cavia porcellus (domestic guinea pig)
Lineage: Eukaryota; Metazoa; Chordata; Mammalia; Rodentia; Caviidae
Gene: Thrsp
Product: thyroid hormone responsive
Exons: 2
Coding region: 99-536 (145 amino acids)
Biological process (GO): regulation of lipid biosynthetic process
Cellular component (GO): cytosol
Source: RefSeq, a predicted model, not a curated record